Molecule: messenger RNA, 1033 nt
Organism: Capsicum annuum
Lineage: Eukaryota; Viridiplantae; Streptophyta; Magnoliopsida; Solanales; Solanaceae
Product: protein Abitram
Exons: 6
Coding region: 153-782 (209 amino acids)
Cellular component (GO): nucleus
Source: RefSeq, a predicted model, not a curated record
GUGGCCCACCAAAGUUGGGCCUAUUUAGGCCCAAUAAGCCUCUUCUUCUUCAACUCCUCUAAACUCCCCCAAAGUAAAUUAACGUCCAACUCUCCCGGGACUCCGUCAACUUAACCAGAUCGUCCGGCCAUCGGAAUUUUUCCAAUUUACAAAUGACAGAGCUUAACGCCGACCAAACCAACAACGUUAAACCGACAAUAAUUCCUUCGUCUCAUUCCGAACAAAAAGACGAAGGAUUAAGCGAUGAAGUACUAAGAAAUCUACUAUUAGUAGAUUUAGAAAAGUUCCCUCCUACUCCUCCUUCUGCUGUACAAUCCAAUUACGUCACCUAUUUUGCUCCUGAUUUUAUGAAACCUGGGCAUGAUCAGUAUGUUCAUCGACAUGCCAAUGGAUUGUGCAUAAUUGGGUUGGCUUCGACUCACAUUGCGUUUAAGGAUGAAGGGAUUACUUCGGUUGAUUUCAAUGUGGGGAAGUGUGAUCGUAGUGGAAUCAAGGUCACUGGAAAGCGCAAACGGAACGCCCAUCAUUUUGAGUCUAAUACAGCAGUAUGUAAAGUCUGCACAAAAGACGCUUCUUAUAUUGUGAGGUGUUGUGUGAAAGGCUCUCUAUUAGAAGUCAAUGAUAGGUUGAUUAAGCAACCAGAACUGCUGAAUUCGUCGGCAGACAGGGAAGGCUAUAUUGCAAUCAUAAUGCCAAAGCCGGCAGAUUGGAUCAAGGUCAAGACCACUUUGCUGGCCACUGAAGAGUAUAAAGAGUUGAGAAAGGAUAUGUUGCAGUCAUAAUCAGGAAAGAUGGCAGAUCAGCUCGUUGAAGGCAACAUUUCCUGCAAUGUUGUUCUCUUUCUGUAAGAGUAAGGUCUAUUAGUUCUCUUUGCAGGGGUGACUCAAGGGUAAGACUAGUAAAACGUAUGCUUUAGGCUCCAAAAAAUUUGAGGCCCCAAAAAACAUUAUAUGAAUUUUAUGAUUUUAAUUUCACUUCAAAUAAUAUUAUAGAUUGAAAAAUAUAAAAGGUACAAAAUUUAAACUAAUGAAAA